Messenger RNA from Electrophorus electricus (electric eel), 2649 nucleotides. NCBI's taxonomy places the organism in Eukaryota, Metazoa, Chordata, Actinopteri, Gymnotiformes, Gymnotidae. The record is from RefSeq and is a predicted model, not a curated record.
AUAAAAUAGUAAUCCAUUUCAUAGAUUACUACUUUUGUGCUCCCUCUCUUAUUGUCACAGUGUUAGUUCCACGAGUCUGUCGUAAAUGCGAUAGGAUAGCCAUGCCUAUGAAACAAAUGUAUUCUACACUUUUUUUUCUUGAUCACACCUUCUCCCCUGGUGGCCAAUCAGUGCUCCAAGAUGCCGCCACACAAGCUUCAGUCUAAAGCCUGAACUCACGUGGUUUGUCGGUCAGCCUGUUUCUCCCAUGCGGUGCUCCUGUCUGAUGCCUUGCCGCUUGGUGUGGCCCUGCUCUCUGAAAAGGCAGCUCCCUGAUGAGUAAAGUCCAGCCGGGGGCAGAUCAUUAACCUGCCUAAUCUGCUCCUGCUCUUUCUGCCCUAUAAAGCUGAUGCCCUGUUACCCAGCAGGACAGGAGGGUGCACGUGGCUACUAGUAGACGACAGCACCAUGGGCCCUGCAGAGGCCAUGCUCACAGCCAGCCUUCAUGGGCCAAGCAGGCACUCAGACACUGCAGCUGGGGCAGAGCUGCCUCCUCCAGAUGGUGCUGUGUGGGCGGAGGCAGAGACGCUGCCCCCCGAGGCCCCCAGGCAGGCCGCAGUAGUUCACCCUCAUGCCCCAGGCUUUGAUAUGAUCUACAAAAUCGAAGAUGUACCACCCUGGUAUUUGUGUCUACUGCUUGGACUGCAGCACUAUCUGACUUGUUUCAGUGGUACCAUUGCCGUGCCUUUCUUAUUGGCUGAUGCCAUGUGUGUGGGUCGAGACCAGUACACUGUAAGCCAACUGGUUGGUACAAUUUUCACCUGUGUGGGCAUCACCACUCUCAUACAGACUACCUUUGGAGUCAGGUUACCGCUAUUCCAGGCUAGUGCCUUUGCCUUCCUCAUUCCUGCCCAGGCCAUUCUGGGCCUGGACAGGUGGAAGUGUCCCCCUGAAGAAGAGAUUUAUGGAGACUGGACUCUCCCCCUCAACACCACCCAUAUCUGGUACCCCCGAAUUAGAGAGAUCCAGGGUGCUAUCAUUGUGUCCAGUUUGGUAGAGGUGGUCAUUGGCCUGGUGGGGCUCCCUGGGCUGCUGCUCAACUCCAUUGGGCCAUUGACAGUCACGCCCACUGUGUCCCUCAUCGGUCUGUCAGUCUUCCAGACUGCAGGAGACCGUGCAGGCAGUCACUGGGGCCUGUCUCUGCUGUGUAUCUUCUUCAUAGUGCUGUUUGCUCAGUAUCUGAGGAACUGGGCCUUCCCCUUUCCCUUUUAUUCUAGACAGAAAGGCUGUCACACCGCUCGUUUCCAGAUCUUCAAGAUGUUUCCGAUCAUAAUGGCGAUCAUGCUGGUCUGGUUGGUGUGCUACAUUCUCACCCUGACAGACGUGCUGCCCAGCGACCCGGCGCAGUAUGGCUACAAGGCGCGCACUGAUGCCAGGGGCGAGAUCAUGUCCCAAGCACCAUGGUUCCGCAUGCCCUAUCCCUGUCAGUGGGGCUUGCCCACGGUGACGAUAGCUGGCGUGCUGGGAAUGUUCAGUGCCACUCUAGCCGGCAUAGUGGAAUCUAUUGGCGACUACUAUGCAUGUGCCCGUCUCUCUGGCGCUCCCCCACCGCCAGUCCAUGCCAUCAACAGAGGGAUCUUCACAGAAGGGGUGUGUUGCAUCAUAGCAGGUUUGCUGGGCACAGGAAAUGGAUCCACUUCCUCCAGCCCUAACAUCGGGGUGCUGGGCAUCACCAAGGUGGGCAGCAGGAGAGUGGUGCAGUAUGGGGCAAUUAUAAUGUUACUGUUGGGGACCAUUGGGAAGUUCACAGCCCUGUUUGCCUCAUUGCCUGAUCCGGUGCUGGGGGGCAUGUUCUGCACCUUAUUUGGCAUGAUCACAGCUGUGGGUUUGUCCAACCUGCAGUGUGUGGAUCUGAACUCCUCACGGAACCUUUUUGUUCUGGGCUUCUCCAUGUUCUCUGGCCUUAUGCUUCCCAAUUACCUGGACACUCACCCAGGCAGCAUCCAGACAGGAGUGCCAGAGCUGGAUCAAAUUCUUACUGUGCUCCUGACCACAGAGAUGUUUGUUGGAGGGUUCUUAGCAUUCAUGUUGGACAACACCAUUCCAGGCACUAGAAGAGAACGUGGUCUGAUCGAGUGGAAGGCUGAGGACUCAUCUGAUAUGGGCAGCGUGAGCUCAGACACAUACAACUUUCCAGUUGGCAUGGGGUUGGUAAGGCGGUUUGGCUGCCUGCGCUAUGUACCCAUCUGCCCCACGUUCCGGGGCUUUAAGAGGUGUCAGCACAGAAGCAGCUUGUGUGAGGAACAGGGCAUAAAGAGAGCUGAAAGUGUGAAGAACACUCCAGAGAACAUGACCUGCACCAAAGUGUAGUCAGUGACCUUGUACUUUGCCAUUUUUAUGACACGUUUUAUACAAUGCUAGAUUGUUCAUAGCUGUGAACUGUUUUCUGUAAUAAUUAAUGUAUUUAUUAUUGCAUUAUGGGCACUGAAUAUUUAAUAGAUGGAAUGAAUAUUAAAGACACAAAAUGAAUUAUGAAUGCAGACAUACACACAGUCUGAACUUAACGAAGUGCCAAACUGUGGGAGUCCUAUUCAUGUUGCUUUAAACCUAAAAUACUUUUUCUUUUUAAAUGAUUUAGUUUCGUGCUGAAAUAAAUGCAGUAGAAAUUGU